AUAAAGUGGAAAAGUCUAAAUAUUUGCAAACUCCCCACUCAGUGAUUUAGAAGCUUAUAUAUUUUUUUGAACUAAUUAGGUUGAAUGUUAAAUUUGGUAUGUUUAAUGUUGUGGGUCAUAAUAAUUCAUGGGUAGAAUUGGACAAGUCUCCAGUAAGAGGCUCAUAAGAUAGCCCAUUAGAAUAUUUAAUAAUUUAGCCUAUGUAUUAUAAUCUUGACUAAUUUGAUCAAAGAAUUAAAAUUUUGACCAAUGUAUUUCUGUAGCAAUUAAAUUUUUUGGCAGUUCUAGAAGAGCUUGCUGGUUCUAGAGUGAAAAAGAAAUGUCUUAUUCAGUUUGUAAGUCUUUUGAAAGAUUUUAUAUUAUUAUUUUUGGGAUAGACACUUUUGUAUCAUAUGUUUGGUAACAGAUUGGCUUGCUGCAAUUUAUGUCAAUGUAUGUAUUUUUCAUGUUGUUUUCGUGAUGGAAGUGGGAAGUGAUAGGCUUAUCUCUAUUUUAUUAAAUUACUGUGAGUACUGGAAGGGUAAGUGGUCCCCGUUUGUGGAAUUGUUAUGUUGUACUUCAGGUCAAAUUUGUCUAAUUAAAGGAGUCAGAAUGCCGAAAUUUUAUUAAAUAUGCACAAGCAAUAACAGAUCACAAUGAACCUUGACGGUUGGCAUUCAUCAUUAGUGCGCGUCACAUCUACGGUCCAUUAGAGAUGGCUGGGGAUGGCUCUGUCAUAAUCUAUAUAGGAUCUUGCUAAUGUACAUCAAGGUUUAUGGAUUACAUAAUAUUACAUAUCACUUUACUGUUUGUCAGUUUUAAACAUAGUCAACCUUUUCAUCUAAUCUUUUCCUUCCACAUCAUUUUUGGUAACUGCUUAUGUACCAUUUUUAUGUAUGAGUAGCAAAAUCCGUCUAUAUAUAUAUAAAAUCGUUGAUUUCCAGGUUCAAAUGAGUUAUGUAAAUCAAAUUAAUGUAUAUUUCAGGUUCAAAUGUGAAUAUAAAUGAAUGGGUAUCUGUUCAAAUAUGAAUGUAAAUGAAUGGGUAUAGCCAGAACACUAAUUUACAAUUCUGAAGUUUGCUCCCCUCCUUUUUUUUAAAUUUUUUGGAACGAUUAGUUUGGUACCAAUUUUUAUUCUUGAUUUUCUUAUGGUUUUCGGAUUUGCAGGAAAAUGAGGGAUGCCUGUUUGGCUUGCAGACGCUGUGAGGAAGAUAAUUACUGGUCUGGUCGCCAACCAGUCCAAUUCUGUCAGAUUCUAUCCUGGCCUUUUAUAGAACAGCUUGUUAUUCCAAAAAAGUUUGCUGAAAACGUGAGAGAGAAGUUGGCUGAAACUGUGACCCUGAAAGUUCCAAGUGGGAGUAUUUGGAAUGUAGGAUUAAUUUCAGAUGGGGAUACAUAUGUUCUUAAACAAGGCUGGAAAAAGUUUGUCGAAGAUAAUUUUCUUGAGGAAAAGGAUAUUUUGAUAUUUAAAUACAUUGGGGAUUCGAUAUUUGAUGUUAAUAUGUUUGACCAGAAAAAUUCCUGUGAGAGAGAAGCUACACAUUUUGCGAUAAAAUGUGAGCAUAGCUGUAAGAGAAAGAGGAAGGGGCCAGGAAGAAUUGAAGAUGAAGAUAUUGAAUCUUCUGAUGAUGAUGACUACCAUCCAUCCAACGAUGAUGAUGAUGAUGACUACCAUUCGGCAAAAAGCUCAAGGGGACUACCUACCAGAACCAAUGCAAAGGCUUAUGGGGCAAUCGAUAAGGGUAAGUGUCGUUCUAGCAAUGGAGUUGGUGGAAAUCCCUUGCGGUUGACAUUCCAUAGAACGGCUGUAACUGGAGAGGAAGCUAAGGCAAAUGCAGCAUCAUUGGUAAACAGUAAUGUGCCAGGGAUAGCUGAAGAUGAAGAUGAUGAACCCUCUGAUGAAUAUUCUGAUGAUGUUGACUACAUUCCGGUGAAAAAUCUGAGGAAUGAUUCUGCAAAUAUGCCAACAUUAUCAAGACUACCUACCAGAUCUAAUGCUAAGGCUGGGAGGGGAAAGAAGAAGCCCUUAAAGUGUACAUCCCAUAGAAGGGCAGUUACUGAAGAGGAAAAAGAGCACGCACUGGAAAAGGCAAAGGCUAAUGCAGCCUCAUCAGAAAAUUGUUUUACUGUAGUCAUGCGUCCUACACAUGUCUACAGACGAUUCUUCUUGACCAUCCCUACUAAGUGGGCAAGGGUAAAUGUCCGUCCGAAAAAUCAAGAUUUUGUCCUUCGCACCGAACUUGAUACAUUUAAAGCCAAAUACCAUUGCAGAGGUGAUGGCGGCGGACUGAAAAAAGGUUGGGACAAUUUUGUGGUUCACAACUUUUUAGAAGAAUUUGAUGUCUGUGUCUUCCAUCUUGCUAGCGGAAUAAAUGAUGACAUCGUUCUUGAUGUCAGCAUUUUUCGAGUGGUAGAGGGGGUGAUUCCUCCAAAAUGCACCUCAAGGGAUGAGUACAUUGAAGCUCAUAUCUUGUCAAAGCUACAGGUUCAGGAAUGACAUUAAACUCUCAUCUCUGUAGCUUCUUAGUACUUUCUUUUAGACUGGAAAUUAUGUUGUUACUGUCUAGCUUUUUAAUAGCUUUUUGUUAACUUAUUUUUUAUACUGAAACCAGUAUUACAAUAACUGCAAGGAUUGAUGGUUGAUGAAUCAAAAAUAUUUUAUGAA
This is a messenger RNA of Olea europaea var. sylvestris, 2644 nucleotides long. RefSeq names its product B3 domain-containing protein REM16-like. Gene Ontology annotation, molecular function: DNA binding. The transcript has 5 exons. NCBI's taxonomy places the organism in Eukaryota, Viridiplantae, Streptophyta, Magnoliopsida, Lamiales, Oleaceae. Bases 1151 to 2476 code for a protein of 441 amino acids. The record is from RefSeq and is a predicted model, not a curated record.